This is a messenger RNA of Epinephelus moara (kelp grouper), 5980 nucleotides long. RefSeq lists its product as uncharacterized. Lineage: Eukaryota; Metazoa; Chordata; Actinopteri; Perciformes; Serranidae. The coding region runs from base 188 to 835 and encodes 215 amino acids. The record is from RefSeq and is a predicted model, not a curated record. The transcript is spliced from 5 exons.
CCACAAACAAACCCAGAGAGUGAGCUCACAGUCCCUUAGCAACAGUGGAUCUACAGUAACAGCUGUGCUGGUAAAAUCAGUCUUGGGUGUGGAUCCCUAUUCAGUGAAACAUUACAAAAUGGGAUUUCAAUCAAAAUCUGCGUAUGAGAUUCUGCUGAGGGCCCUGCUAAAAGACAUGAAUGCCUGAAUGAGAGCAGUAAAACAUGCUGGAUGUGUGAUGAAUGGCAGGAGGAAACAUCAAGCAGAGUGCGGUGCAGGUGAAAGCAUGAAUGUCCACAGGGAACAGAAGAGGGACUUUCAGUCUAAAGCCUUUCAUGAAAGCACAGUGUUCACUUUGCUUCCACCAAGACCACAUUCCUAUGGAGACACAUGCCUUUCCUCCAGAGGCUCUGACCUGCUGGGCCUGCAAGUGCAGGGGCUCUGCUGUCACCUUCAGCAGAAGCCCAGCAGUGGAAGGGUGACACAAAGGGUGACACCACAGAGCAGAGGGGGAGGAGGGGGGACCCUGAUGCUACUAAGCAGACUCAAGGGAAGGCCGCAGAGCAGAGCAAAACCAGCACUGAGGACCAGUACUGGGAGCAGACCUGAGAUAAGUCCAGAGGGUGAAGAUCCCACUGUAUGUCAUCGCAGAGAUCCAGUCAGUCAAACAGCAGAAACUCCCACAACCCCCUGCAACAACAACGAGAGGCAGGCUUGUCACGGGCAUCCCGGCGCCACAAAGGUUUCAGUGCUCCAUCUGUAUCUGCCUUCAUCACUCUGUGAUGAUGAGGAGCAGGACGUUGAGGCACAGGAGAUGAGAUCUGACACCAGCCUGUCCUCACCCCACCUUCUCUGAAGCUCUGUGCGUCACCGUUGCCCGGCAAAGACGACAUGUCAUUGGCAAAACACGGAGGUCCCCAGGGAUCCGUGCCUUUCCUGUGUCUGCCCCCAAACAGUGAAACAGCACCCCCCCCCCCCCAAUCCACCCCCUCUAUUGACUCUUUGAAGUCCAGGCACAAAAACCUACUUUUAUUCAUUAGCACUCAAGUCCCCCUGAUGUGGCUUUCUCUGACACAAGCCUAUGUGUGUUGUAUCUAUAAAUGUGUGAGCUGUGUACCUGACAGUUAUGUUGCCUCUCGUGUAUGUGUUUUUCACAUUUUAUUCCUUUUGUACAGCACUUUGGUUGAGUUGAGUUGAGUUGAGUUGAGUUGAGUUGAGCUGAGUUGAGUUGAGUUAAGUUGCCCUAUUUCCUUUUCUGAUAAUCCUACAUUGUGAUACUGUGAUUGCGCCACUGAUCCAUAUUACAUUGACUAGUGUCAAUGAUGAUCCGAUGAUGUUUUACUGUCCAGGGGACACACCGUGUUGAAGAAAUAUUUUCACUGGUGGCUGUCAUUUUCCUACCCUCUACACAGGUAAUAUCUUGUACAGGACAAGAUCCUGUUUUGUCUCAAUGUGUGAAAGAAAAACAUAAAAACUCUUCUCUCAAAGUGUUUAGCUAUUAAAUUGAUACAUAAUAAUAGCUUAUCAAAAUUGUGAUGGAUUAUCACAUUAUAUCACAAUCAUAUAUCACAUUUGAUUUAUUUGAUACUCGAUGAUUUUGGUGGUCUCUACAUUCAACUCAAGAUGUGACAUUUGUAUAAUGUUUUUUACACAGACUGUAAAUCAAGAAUCAUAAUUACGCAGUGGUCAGAUUUAGGAUUUUAUUUGUUUAAUUUUCAGAUACAUUUUUGUCAUACAUGAAUAUAACCAUAAUUAGAACCAUAUAACCUCAAAUGUGAGAGUAACACUACAAUAUAUAUAUAUGAAAAACCCCACAAAUUUUAUUAGAAAUCCACUCAAAUGGGCCCGAAGGGCUGAAACCCUAUUGUUGUUGUGCUGUUUUAUCAAUAUUAUUAUCAUUAUUAUUAUUAAUGUUAUUAAUAUUAUUAUUACUAUUAGGGGUUCAAGCCUGAAGGGCUGAAACCCUAUUGUUUUUUGUAAUAAUAAUAAUAAUAAUAAUAAUAAUAAUAGUAAUUAUUAUUAUUGUUAUUAAGAAAUGUUUUUGCAAAUUCCCAUGAGAUGGUACAUAGUAGAGACAUGAAAUGUUUACCAAUGAUUGGAAGUAGUGUGCAAAUGCUGCUCAAGAAAUAUAAUGCCAAUAGACCAGAUGGGGGCGCUAUAAUAAAGGUUUGAAGACAUUUUUUGGAAGGCCACCACCCACACACCAUAUAUCAGAUUGACUUGAAAUAUGACACACAUGUUCAGGCGAAUGGGUUCCGCGAAAGCCUUAAGAACCCUCAAGUUUUGCCAACUAGAUUGUCCGCCAUAUUGAAUUUUUUUGAAAAACACAUUUUUGACAUCUCUUCCUAAGGCAUAGGUCCAACUUGUACCAAACUUUCUGUGAAUCAUCAUGGGAUGAAGCUCGUUAAAGUUAUCAACAGCUUUUUGAUAUGUCAUUGCGUUUUAAUGAUAUUGACCAAUCAACUUUAGAGGAGGUGUAGCUCAGCACAUUAAUGGAGUUUACUCUUUAGCCGUUGAGCCAAUCAUCACAAAACUUGUAGGAAAUCUUAACACAAGUAACUGAAUCAUACCCUGAAGGUCUGAUUCAAAUUGACCAGUUGGGGGCGCUCUACAUGCAGAAAGUUGAUAUCUCAUAAUCAGCUGGAGAUAUUUGUACAAAACUUGGUUUGCAUCACUAGGGUCAUGUCUCAGUCGAAGCACAAAAUUUGAAAAUGAUUGCUUAAAGGGGACGUGGCAUAUUACAGUAAAUUGUUUUUUUUAAUUUAGAAAUGUUUUCGCAAAUUCCUGUGAGAUGGUACAUUGUAGAGAGAAGAAAUGUUCACAAAUGAUUGAAAGUUGUGUACAAACGGUGCUCAAGAAACAUAAUGCCAAUCAACCACAUGGGGAUACUAUAAUUCAGGAUGAAGAAAUUUUGUUUUGAAGGGCCAUCUCCCUCGCACCAUACGUCAGAUUGACUUAAAAUUCGACACACAUGUCCAGCUGAAUAUGGUGUACUAAAGCCUCAAGUAUCACAAAGGUCCGCCUGAUUGGAUUUUCUGCCAUUUUGAAUUUUUUGAAUAAAACGUUUUUGACAUCUCCUCCUAAGCUGUAAGUCUGAUUUGUGCCAAAGUGUCUGUCAUCAUGGACCAAGCUUAUCAAACAUUAUCAAAAGCUUUUUGAUAUCUCACUGUGUUUUGAUGAUAUUGUCCAGUAAACUUUAGAGGGGCCGUGGCUCAGCACAUAAAUGGACCUACUCCUUAACCGUUGCGCCAAUCAUCACAAAAAUUGAAGGACACAUCCAAAAAAGUCCUUGAAUCACACCCUGAACGUUUUCUUCAAAUGAACCACUAGGAGGUGCUAGAAAUGCAAAAAAGUUUAUAUCUUACAAUCAGCUUACAGAGACUAAAUUUGGUUUGCACCAUCAAGGGUCAUGUCUCAGUAGAUGCACAAAAUUUGGAAAUGAUUGCUCAAAAGGGCGUGGCUUAUUACAAUAAAUCUAAAUUUAAAUACAUUUCACAUUCCAAACUUAAAAAAAUCAUGCAAAUCACCAGUGUUUUCUACAGAGCUGACAUUUUUUCAGCACAGCCACUGAAUGUUGACAAAGGUUUCCAAAUCAGUCAAAUCAGAAGUCCAUCACUAUAUUUUUAAAAACAUAUUUGACCAUAUACCUGAAAUCAGCAAAAUGAUGUGAGAUUUUUUCAGAAUUUUAUCACCAAAUACUUAAACUAUUAUUGAUAUCUUAUUUCAUCUUGAAGAUAUAAACCAAUAAACUUUAGAGGGACUGUAGCUCAGCACAUUACUACACAACCUUUGGUCCAGUCAUCACAAACCUUGCAAGCAACAUCUUAAGAGGUGCCAGGAACAUAUCCUGAAAUACAAAUCAGACUUUAAAUCAUAAAUUGAUAUUCCAAUCAUCACAAAACUUGCAGGGUAUAUUGAAUAAUAACAAUAAACCACAUGAAUGAAAUUAUUUUGAAAUUGGUCCAUAGGGGGCACCACCAGUUCCAAACAAGUGCAAUCGCCUUUCAUAAAAUUUGGCCAUAAAUUAGUGCAGGUUUGUUCAGACAUCACCAAACUCGGUGGACUGUUUUUUUAACUAAGCCAUUAAAUCAUGUCAACAAAAUGUUUGUGCAGUUGACCAAUAAGAAGCAACAGUGUUUCCAGAGAAGAGCAUGGCCCGAUAGGGAUUUGGACGUAAAUUAAUAAGCAUCUGUCUGAUUGUCAUAAAACCUGUUUGUUUUUUUUCUUUACUGCAGGCAUCAUAAAUUGUCAAAAUUUUACCCAGCUUUCAAGUUUUAAAGGUCCAUGCUAACUUCAACCCCAAAAUUGCCACUUGCAGCUAUGAUUUUAGUUGUCAUUUCCAUUAUUGCAAUAACUAACAAAGGAGUCAAUCCAUCCUCUGCCACACAGUGGUGGGUUGGACAAAACAUCAUGCUGCAUGUGGUGAAUAUAACAGUGGCAGACGGAUAAAGCAGUGACAGACAGCAGAGCAUCAUUGUUUUGGAAUUUCACAUAUUUAUAAUGUGUUUUAAAGGAGACCUUUUUGGGGUUUUCCCUCAUCUUUACUGUGUCAUAUAGGCCUAUUAUUACACGGCUCUAUUAAAUGCUGUAUUCUGAUUGGUCAGUCGCGGCAUUCAGCGGUCUGAUAUUACUGUGUAAUGACCAUUGCUAUGUAGCCCAGCGUUGCUAGGGACGCUGCCCUGCAACACUGCAGCUGUCAAACAACUUCCGAGGGAAAAACAAACAGAAGUGGCUGAUUUUAACAUUUCUUUUAACUUAUUUGGAGAGUAGCUACAAGGAUUUUGAGGAAUGGGAUGCCGCUGAAGAAAAAGAAAUGGAGAAGGAAAGAAAAAAAUCAAGUGAAAAACAGCACAAGGAACUGACACCUGAAGAGCUUCAAGUGAUAGAGGAGGAGAAAGAUGAGAUAAAUACAAAAAAGACAACAAAAUGGGCUACUGUACUAUACUGUACUGUACUACUACUACUAUACUGACGGACUUUCUCUGCCAAAAACAAAAGAACACGGAUUUGAAUACACACUCGGCAGUCAUGCUUAAUGACAUUUUACGCGAGUUUUAUACCUCGGUUCAGUCCACUAAGCCUGAGUGAGUACAAAACUUUCACCAAAAGUUGUCGAAUUCGGUCGGUUUUAAUGCACUUCGCAGAGGCAGACAAUAUUAUUUAUUUAACUGAUAAUUAGCCGUGUAAUAAGCGCAUCGGGGUUCUAUUCCCCUGUCGGGAGUUAUUUUUCCAGUAUUCACCAGCUCAUUAUACAUUAUCCCUUACGUAUUCUUCUGCCUCUAUAAGGUCUGCUAAGUAAAAAAAAAAAAAAAAAAAAAAAAUCCAGGCUAAAGGGACUUCUGUCUCCCCACAGACACACAGCUCCUGACCUGUCUGAAACAGCUCAUUUGAAUUUCCUACCUUUACCUCUGGGAGCUGUUGAGGAGAUGCCAUGUCUAGGAGGCGCUGCUUUCUUCAUUGUGACCAAAAAUUACCCUUGUUUGGACUGCCAAAGGACAAAGGAACAAAGAAGUGGUUGGAAUUUAUUUUUGAUACAAUUCCUCCACAAUACAACCGGGACAUUUUAUUGUGUUCCCUCUAUUUUCCUGAGGAUUGCUUCACAAACUGGCAACAGUUUACUGCUGGAUUUUCACAGCAGUUACUCCUGAAAGAUGGGACAGUUCCCUUUGUUGGACAAAUCUGGAGAUUAGUUUGGUUGUACACCCAGUGCUUAGCUGUAGGCCUCAGCUAACUGGCUAACCAAAGCUAUUGUUUUGAAAUGCUUUUGCUACUCGGUGUAUAGUAAGAUAAACAGCUAGCUGGGUGGUGUCAGUAAGAUGAAUUUAAUGACUGAACUGGUGAGAAUCUAACAGAGCUAAGAUGUGCAGCAUGUCCAUAUUAACAAACAUUUCUAUGUGUGAUGCCCAAUCUAAGCAGCUACUGCCGCUAGCUCGCUAGCUAAGCAGCUGCUGCCGCUAGCUCGAGCGAUUAGCUGACAGGCAACAGUCAGACCUGGGUUGGA